Molecule: messenger RNA, 3013 nt
Organism: Liolophura sinensis
Lineage: Eukaryota; Metazoa; Mollusca; Polyplacophora; Chitonida; Chitonidae
Product: ATP-binding cassette sub-family C member 4-like
Biological process (GO): monoatomic ion transport; transmembrane transport
Cellular component (GO): plasma membrane
Molecular function (GO): ABC-type transporter activity; ATP binding; ATP hydrolysis activity
Source: RefSeq, a predicted model, not a curated record
CUAACGAUAUGUUUUUGCAAAUGUCACUUGUGUAGGGCCAGAUGAUGGGAAAGGGGACAUUUGAUGAACUGUACGACUCGGGCGUGGAUUUCUCGGCCCUCCUCAAACGCGAGGAAAAGGAUGAAGAAGAGGAGCUUAAGACGUCAGCAUCGAAGGUUGAGCUGAUGCGGUCUCUAUCUCGCAGCUCCCGACAUGUGAACGAGCUGGGUUCCACUGUGUCGCUGGAGUCAGUCAACCUUGACUACGAGCCGGAUCCAGUACAGCUGCAAGAAGAAGAGGAGAGGCGGGAAGGCACUAUCGGCAUGGGGGUGUACAAACAUUACUUCAUGGCGGGUGCAAACAUCAUCAUGCUCAUCAUCCUGGCCCUUAUAAACAUCAUCGCGCAGACAGCAUUCGUCAUGAGCGACUGGUUCCUGUCCUACUGGGCAAACCAAGAGGAAGCCAGGCAUGCUGCUACACAGGAGCACGAGCGAUUAGUCAACGAAGGGUACAAUGUGACAAACGUUACGAUACCAUUAGUGGACAUGCCGCGAAACGUCUACAUCUUCACGGGCAUCACUUUCAGUGUUUUCCUCUUCGGCAUCCUGCGAGCCCUCCUCUUCUUCAGGAUAGCCAUUACUGCCUCCAAGACUCUCCAUAACAGAAUGUUUGACUCCAUUCUUCGUACCAAGAUUUCCUUUUUUGACACCAAUCCAGUGGGACGCAUCUUGAAUCGUUUCUCCAAGGACGUAGGUCACAUGGAUGACAAUCUACCAAUCACAUUUUUUGACUUUCUCCAGUGUUUCCUGCUGAUUCUGGGUAUCGUUAUUGUUGCUGGUGUCGUAAACCCCUGGGUCUUCAUUCCCAUCAUCCCGCUCUCCAUCGCCUUCGUUGCCAUCAGACAUUACUACAUCAAAACAUCGAGAAAUAUUAAAAGACUGGAAGGAACAACGCGCAGCCCUGUUUUUUCUCACCUGAGUGCCUCUCUCUUGGGUCUGGGUACAAUACGGGCGUUUGAUGUGCAGGAGAAGUUCUCCCAGGAGUUUGACGAUCACCAGGAUCUGCACACGGAGGCUUGGUUCCUCUUCAUUACGAGUAGUCGCUGGCUGGCUGUGAGGCUGGACUGGCUGUGUGCGUCGUUUGUAUCUGCGGUGGCCUUCUGCAGCGUGCUGGCUGCGGACAGUCUGGAUGCGGGACUGGUGGGGCUGUCCGUCACCUAUGCCAUGACCCUGAUGGGCAUGUUCCAGUGGGCCGUCAGGCAGAGUGCAGAGGUGGAGAACCAGAUGGUGUCCGUGGAGCGUGUUCUGGAAUACUCUAACCUACCCCAGGAGGCAUCACUAGACUCCUCGCCUGACAAUAAACCACCCCCCAGCUGGCCCCAUGAGGGGGUCAUCAGGGGAGAGCAGGUGGGCCUCAGGUACGGCCCAGAUGCCCCGCUUGUUCUCAAGAACAUCAACUUUGUCAUCCAGGCUAAAGAAAAGGUGGGGAUUGUAGGCAGGACGGGAGCUGGGAAGAGCUCUCUGCUAACGGUACUGUUUCGUCUCGUAGAGCCCGAAGGAAAGGUGACAAUUGACGGGAUUAACAUCAGUAAAAUAGGUCUGCAUGAUCUACGCAACAAGAUUUCCAUCAUUCCACAGGAUCCAACUUUGUUUACGGGAUCUGUUCGAGUUAACCUGGAUCCGUUUGAACAGCAUAGUGACGAGGUACUGUGGAGUGCACUGGAAGAGGUCCAGCUGAAGCCUGUGAUAGAUGACCUGCCUGGGGGUUUGGAGUGGAAUGUGUCUGAGGGAGGGAUAAACUUCAGCGUGGGACAGAGACAGCUGAUCUGUUUAGCCCGGGCCAUUCUGAGGAAGAAUAAGAUACUGGUGAUAGACGAAGCCACGGCCAAUGUUGACCCAAGAACGGAUGAUCUUAUCCAGGAGACGAUACGUGAGAAGUUUGCCGAAUGCACGGUGCUGACGAUUGCUCACCGCCUCCACACCAUCAUGGAUUCAGACAGAGUUCUGGUGCUGGAUGAUGGCUGUAUUUUAGCGUUUGACGAACCCUAUACUUUACUACAAGACAAGAUCGGGCAUUUUUACAAGAUGGUGGAGCAGACUGGUAGAGCCGAGACAGAUAAUCUGACAGCAAUGGCUCUAGCUGCUCAGAAGUUGAAAGCUAAAAAACAACAAGGGGAAACAGUGAGCAAAAAUGCUGAAAACGGGAUAAAAGUGCCUGUUAUAUUGAAAUUAAAUGACCAAGAUUUGGCACCAAUGGCUAGUCCAGAAUCUACUACUCUUGGAAGAAGGCCAAGAAAACCGGCCUAUCCUGUAUCGGCUCUUGCAGAAACACCAGACUCGACCAGUCAAAACAGCUUUACCAUUCCAGACACAGCAGUUGUUGCCAAUGACAACCGCAGCUCACCUGAAGUAGACAAAGAUGAAGAAGUGGAACAUGGUGAUCAUUCGGAGAGAGAUAAAUUGUUAGAAACAGGAACAGCUACCAUUUAAUGCUGAUUCCCAGGAAUAGAGUAGUCUCCACUUCCAACUCUUUUAUAGGUAAAGGUAAAAAUGUGACCUGUCAAAAAUGUUAGGCAACUAUUUCGGGAUCACAUUUACCAUGACAGGCAUCAGAAAGAAGUUUCACAAAAUGUUAUUUAGAGUAGACAGAUGGUGGAGAGAAUUGAGGAGUGUCUGAAGGAAAGAGAUGUCAUAUGUGCCUCUGGAACAGGGUGAGGCGAUUGGUAAAUUAAUGUUAGUAGAGUUUGCAUAACACUUUUCAGAGGUCGCAUGAUACAGGAGGGCUGUUUUUACCUUCACUGACAAAAGAGUUCAUACUCGAGGCUCUCCUAUGGCUAUUGUUUUUACAGUCUAACGUUGAAAUACAUGAAGUCAAUAUUGACUAGAUUUAUAUACAUUUGUGUGUGUGAAUGUUUUUUAUUAAGUAGCAUGUCAAUUGUCAUUUCAUACCACUCAGAAGUACAUUUUUGUGUACUUUGGCUUUCACUUUUGUCUGUCCAUUUUCUCCUGAGCUUUGUUAACACUCCAGUCUGUAC